Dujonia railenensis is the source of this 282-nucleotide messenger RNA. NCBI's taxonomy places the organism in Eukaryota, Fungi, Ascomycota, Pichiomycetes, Serinales, Debaryomycetaceae. The record is from the annotation of a GenBank genome assembly.
AUGCCUAUCAAUAGAAAACAGGUGACGUCCUUGCCACCUUUACCACGUCUCAAGAUCAGAAAGGCCACUGUAAGCAAGUCUACGAAUCAAUGUAUGGUUCUCAUGUCAUCCCUCUUGAACUGUUGGGCAGCAAAUGGUGAAGGUGCAGUUGCUUGUGCAAGCUUUGAAAACAAUUUAAAAACGUGUAUGGAGACAUUCAAGCCAAAACCAGAACAAACAUCAUCCAUUAACUACCAUGCAUCUAGAUUAUAUCCUAAAUUAAGGGGGAAGAGGAAUGAUUAA